Molecule: messenger RNA, 955 nt
Organism: Bradysia coprophila
Lineage: Eukaryota; Metazoa; Arthropoda; Insecta; Diptera; Sciaridae
Product: odorant receptor 94b-like
Biological process (GO): sensory perception of smell; detection of chemical stimulus involved in sensory perception of smell
Cellular component (GO): plasma membrane
Molecular function (GO): odorant binding; olfactory receptor activity
Source: RefSeq, a predicted model, not a curated record
UACAAUACAGAAUUACAUCAAAUGCUGGUUGAUAUCAAAGAAUUUAAAUUUAUAAACUCCGUGGAAAUGGAAUUGUACCAAAGAAGACAAUUAUUAUUUACCAGAAUUCUGAACUUUCAGUUAUUGAUGGCUGGAUUGUCCGUAUUCUUCUCUUGUGUAUCGCCUUACUUUUUAUCGGAGCCAUCACUACCAUAUCCCGGUUGGUAUCCGAUUGAUUGGCGAAACGAUACAACUUCUUAUUUUGUGGUUUUCAUUUACCAAUUCAUUGGAAUAAUUUUUGUGUCGCAUUCAAUUAUAUUAAUGGAAGCAUACGCUAUGUACUUGAUGAUCGUAGCUGGUUCCCAUUUGGAUAUUCUGGCAAAUAGAUUAGAGACGCUAGGACACAAGAUGACCGCUAUCGAUAUUUUUGAAAUUAAACGGUCAUUUCGGAUUGAUUGCAUACAAACGUAUACGAAGAUUGCAAGAUUUCAAAAUUUAAUCGAGAGGAUCUUUUCCAUUCCCAUUUUUAUUCAGUUUCUCAUCAGUGGUGCAAUUUUGUGUGUCACGGUAUUCCAAAUUGUUACGAUGGAUCCUGGAAAGGAUAUUGCAAAUUUAAUUUUCUAUUUAUGCUACUGUGCCACUAUUUGCAUGGAAAUAUUUUUGCCGUGCUAUUUUGGUACGGAACUAAUGCUGAAAAACAAUAAUCUAACAACAGCUGCCUAUUCAUCGAAUUGGACCGAAUUUCCCAUUUAUCUACAGAAAUUGCUCGUUGUAUUUAUGGAAUUUACAAAGAAACCUAGAAUUCUGCUCAGUGGAAAAUUGUUUAGCUUGUCUUUAAACAGUUUUUUGGUGGUGUUGAAUCGAACGUACAGUUUGUUUGCUGUUCUAAAAAAUCUUUUUAAAUAAAUGUUAUCACAUUGUAAGUGUUGUUGUUGCUUGUAAAAACUGAGAAUAAUAAAGCGAGUUGUCUAAAUAC